GUGGUGCUCCACCCGAAGUAUUAGUGUAGUUCAAAACAACAAGUAGAUCUAUCACUAGGAAUACACGUUCGUUACUAUCUUGUCUUGUUAAAUAUACAUUGUUCGUUACUAGAGUUAAAUCGUACGGGUUAGAGUGCAAUCGAUGUCGAUCAGUCGUUUCUCGUUUCUUGUUUCUCAAAGGGUUUUCGUGAAUGGAGCGUACUAAUGAAAUCUAUGUUGAACCGAAUUUUUCAUCGUUCGCAUUUUACAGCUACAACUUGGACAUAGACCACAGGCAGUAUCUAUGCCGAUGUAGGUGUAUUUCAGGUCAACAAAAAUAUCGUGUGUAAGUUUAGACUACUACUUUUUUAGACCAUAAUAUUCCUCGCUAGUCAUAGUUCAAACGACACUAGUAUCUAUAGAGUUAACACUUGUUUCUACGUACUUGCUACGGCGGUCAGUCUUCGAUCGAAGAAAGACAAGAAGCUCGUUGUUCCUUUUUUUAUUGGCUUAUCUCGGUAGCGCCGGUAGUUACUAUUACCAGCUGAAAAUGGAUUUCAUGAAACACGAACCAUAUUUUUACGGCCGCACUUGAAGGAGAAGUGGUAAGGCGCUCCUGGAUGAACUAGCCUAUUUUUAGGUUGUUGUAUCUACCUAUUUUUCUAGUUAGGUCAUUCUUUUUUCUAGUUAGGUCUGCUCCGCCACGGUUAUUGUAUCUACCUAUUGAUCAUGACCAGCCCUACAAAGGAGAAUGAUGGUGUCUUUUUCGUGUAUAGUAAAUCCUGACUAGAAUUUUUAACUCAUUAUCUCAUGUCGUGAAGUAAGAUUACAAAGUUCCAG
Molecule: messenger RNA, 819 nt
Organism: Amoebophrya sp. A25
Lineage: Eukaryota; Dinophyceae; Syndiniales; Amoebophryaceae
Source: the annotation of a GenBank genome assembly